Molecule: messenger RNA, 837 nt
Organism: Brenthis ino (lesser marbled fritillary)
Lineage: Eukaryota; Metazoa; Arthropoda; Insecta; Lepidoptera; Nymphalidae
Source: the annotation of a GenBank genome assembly
AUGAUUGACGCUUUGUCCACAAGACCGUCAAUCUCGCUUCAGUCAGCGCUCGGCGCUCGCAGUGCGAUGGCGUCGGACGCUCGCACGCCGUCGUCGACCGCCGCCCGCACCCCGUCACCCCCCACAUCCCCGCGCCCCGCCACACCCAAUCUCACCAUAGAAAAAGCUUUCAUACUAGAAUUCGAAAAAUUACCGAUACUAUGGGAUAAAAAACACACGCAUUACACCAACAAAUACAAAAGAAUGGAAGCUCUGAAACAGCUACUUGAAAUUUUAAAGAGACGAACCCCUGAAGCGACCGUGUUUGAAGUUAAGAGAAAAAUUAACACUAUUAGAACGAAUUAUCGCCGUGAACUUAGGAAGAUAAUCGCUUAUCAAAAAGCAGGAAACGUUCACGUACCGAAGGGUUGGGCCUUCAAGUAUUUACAUUUUUUGAAUAAAGACAACGAAAUAGUAUCAGAGUUGAAUCAAACUCAAGACACAUCAAUCAAUUCUGAUUGCGUAGAAAGAAAACCGAAUGUAACAGCGGAAUCUCCCAUCUACUUACGGCCAAGGGCCUAUUCGUCGUCUGAUUGUGAUAUUCCUGACCCAAUCGAGUUGACGUCUAUCAAACAUCGAGAAAGUGAAGACAGAAGCAAUGAAAUGCUACACGAACCUUGCAUGUUCUCAACAUCUCAGCCAACAAGAUCCAACGCGACUGCAAUCUACUGGACAGAGAAGCUAGAAAGGUUGAGCAACACUCAGAGAAUUUUUGCUGAGAAAGCAAUAAAUGAAGUUUUGUUUGAAGCUGAGCUUGGAAAUUUAAACAAACAUUCUGUCAAGAUAAAUGAAGGGAUG